CCAAGAACUCAAACACUCGUUAUAUAAUUCUGUAGCAAUUUGUGCUGUGAGGAUAAUCAAGAUAAAUUCUAGUUAGUUUCUAAAACUGGGGAAAUGGCUUUGAGUUUUGAGUCCUACAAGUGGAAGUACGAUGUAUUCUUGAGCUUUAGAGGGCAUGACACACGCAUGAGUUUCACAAGUCAUCUUUAUCAUGCUCUAUGUCAAAAAGGAGUUAAUACUUUCAUAGACUACAAGGAUCUCAAGAGGGGAGAGAAGAUUUCAGCUUCACUUUUUGGAGCUAUUGAAGUCUCAAGGAUCUCAGUAGUCAUAUUAUCUAAAACUUAUGCUUCUUCCACUUACUGCUUGGAUGAACUCCUUAAGAUCCUUGAGUGUAAGGAUUCCAAAGGUCAACUGGUUUUGCCUAUUUUUUAUCACAUGAAUCCAUCUCAGGUAAGAGAACAGAAGGGAAGCUUUGAAGAAGCUUUGGCCCAACAUGAAGAUAAAUUCAGGGAUGAUGUGGACAAAGUGAAAAGGUGGAAGGAAGCUCUAUGUGAAGUAGCUACUUUGUCUGGCUGGCACAUAGGAGAUGGGCCGGAAUCUAUGUUUGUCAAGCGAAUUGUUGAAGAGAUAUUGAGUAAGCUGAACCGCUUACCUAUCAAUGUUGCCAAACAUCCUGUUGGACUAGAUUUGCCGGUAGAAGAUAUUAAAUCACUUUUGGAAACUGGAUUAGAUGAUGUGUGGUCUAUAGGAAUUUAUGGAAUUGGGGGAAUUGGGAAAACAACACUGGCUAAGACUGUUUAUAACCACAUUGGUAGUAAGUUUGAGGCCAGUGCUUUCAUUGCUGAUGUUAGAGAAAUUUCAAGUCAAAGAUUUGGCAUAGUUCAACUACAAGAGGCACUUCUUUCAGAGGUUUUGAACCAUAGGGAUUUUAAAGUAGGAAGCAAAGAUAAAGGAAUUAAUCUGAUAAAAACUAGACUUUGCUGUAAAAAGGUUCUCAUAGUUGUUGAUGAUGUUGAUUCAUUGGAGCAACUGGAAUCUUUGGUUGGAGAAUACAGUUGGUUUGGAUUAGGAAGUAGAAUCAUCAUAACAACUAGAGAUGAGCAUUUGCUAGUUGCUCACAAUGUGGAAGCAUCCUACAAGGUCAAGGAAUUAAGUCAUGACCAUGCUCUUGAACUGUUUUGUUGGUAUGCUUUCAAACAUCCCUUCCCUCAAAUAAAUUAUGAAGAAUUGUCCUUCCACAUAUUAAACUAUGCCAAGGGCUUUCCAUUGGCACUAACAGUUUUGGGGUCCCACUUGUGUGGUAGAGAUAAAGCACAAUGGAUAAGUGCAUUGGCUAAACUGGAAAAAGUUCCAAAUAAGCAUAUUUUUGAAGUACUUAAAAUCAGCUUUGAUGGGAUGGAAGAGAAUGAAAAGACCAUAUUUCUUGAUAUUGCAUGUUUCUUCAAGGGAGAGGACAAACAAUAUGUGAAAAUGAUACUAGACGGUUGUGAUCUGCAUUCAGAUAGUGGGAUUGGUGUUCUAAUGGAUAAGUCUCUCAUCACUGUAGAACUGAACAAGCUUUGGAUGCAUGAGUUGCUACAAGAAAUGGCUAAAGAAAUUGUUCGCCGUGAAUCUCCCAAAGAGCCUGGUAAUCGUAGCAGACUCUGGUUUCAUGAGGAUGUGCUUCAUGUAUUGGACCAAAAUAUGGGAACCAAUAACAUCGAAGGAAUAAGGCUAGAUCUACCUGAACCAAAUAAUGUUGACAUAAAUGGAAAAGCAUUGGCAAAUAUGAAAAAACUUAGACUUCUUAAGAUCAAUAAUGCACAUAUUUCAGCUGACUUUCAAUAUUUAUCUGAUGAGCUAAGAUUAAUUGAUUGGUCGGGGUACCCUUCUUCAACUCUUCCACAAAACUUUCACCCAAAGAGGCUAGUUUCUUUAAAUCUGAGUCAUGGUCGCAUCAAAAACUUGUGGAAGGGAGUUAAGAUAUUCAGAGACUUGAAACUUGUAUCCUUUACCUGCUGUGAGUACCUCACUGAAAUUCCAGACUUCUCAAUGAUUCCAAACCUUGAGAGUCUCUGCCUAGAACACUGUAACAGGUUAACUAAGGUGCAUGAGUCUGUUGGAUCCCUUGAUAAACUUGCUACUUUAAAUUUCUUACUAUGCUCCAAUCUCAAGACUCUUCCAAGUUGUUUCAAGUUAAAAUCUCUACAUACUCUUAUCCUUACUGGCUGCUCAAAAGUUAGAAAGUUUCCUGAGAUUGUUGAGAGAAUGGCACAUCUUGAAGAACUCCUUCUCCAGGGUACUGCCAUAAAAGAACUACCACAGUCAAUUGAAUACCUUAAUGGGUUGAAAGUCUUACUCUUAGAUUCUUGCCAAAUGCUAGAGCAUCUCCCUAAUAGCAUUCACAGUUUGCAAUGCCUUACUACACUUGGUCUCACCGACUGCCAUAAGCUCAAGGAGCUUCCAAAACUUCCACCAAACACAAGAUAUUUAAACACAAGUAAUUGCAAAUCAUUGGAAAGUUUACAAGCAUUUUCCAACUCACCAAAUUUCAGUGCAGGGAAUUUACCAGUGUUUUCUGUAAUGAUGUUCAUCAACUGCAAUAAACUGAUUAAUAAACAGUUCCAGGACCACAUAACAAAUCUCUUGUAUAAUGAGGAGUUUGUUCAUGAAGUUAUGCUUCCAGGGAGCAACAUCCCAGAUUGGUUUCAUCAUCAGAGUACUAAUAGUUCGAUUUCUCUUAUGGUGUCUUCAAGAUUGUAUGGUAAGAUGGUGGAGUUGUUUUUUGGUGCAGUUUUGGAGUUGGACAAGGGUGAUAUUACAACUGGAAUGUUUUCUUGUGGAUACGAGGUUAUUAUCAACAAUGAAAGGACAUUUUUGAUGGAAAGAAGGUUUGAUUCAUUGGACACGAGUCAUGUGUGGCUGACUAAGAAUAAUUGUGGUUGUUUGAUAUGGCCACUCAACAGUAUCCAUCAUUGGAAUCACUUUAGGAUUUCGUUUGGGGUAUUUGAAGUCUCAUCAAAGGUGAAAGUAAAAGCAUCCCUGAAAAGCUGUGGUUUCCAUAUCUCGUCCAAGCAAGAAAUGCAUCUAAUUGAUCAUGAAACAGUUAGAAAUUUCCAAUGCCACAAAGAAUAGGAUACACCUUAGUGCAGUAUUGUUUCCAACUGUACUAUCAUUUUUAUUAAUUAAAUGACUGUGGAAAGUUACUUCACACAGUGAGUGUAUUACUUUUUUCUCUUGUUUUAUAUGUUCAGAUGUAAGAUAUUAGUGAAUUAUAGCAGAGUGGAAAAGUGUAUUAGCAUUUGAA
Cajanus cajan (pigeon pea) is the source of this 3265-nucleotide messenger RNA. RefSeq names its product disease resistance protein Roq1. The record is from RefSeq and is a predicted model, not a curated record. Lineage: Eukaryota; Viridiplantae; Streptophyta; Magnoliopsida; Fabales; Fabaceae. Gene Ontology annotation, biological process: signal transduction; defense response. Gene Ontology annotation, molecular function: ADP binding.